Molecule: messenger RNA, 2065 nt
Organism: Spirodela intermedia
Lineage: Eukaryota; Viridiplantae; Streptophyta; Magnoliopsida; Alismatales; Araceae
Source: the annotation of a GenBank genome assembly
AUGGCGGACGCUAAAGCGGCGGUCACCAUCCGCACCAGAAAGUUCAUGACGAACAGGCUCCUCUCGCGGAAGCAGUUUGUAAGUCCUUCAAUUGUUGUGGCUUCCCCUGUCUUCUAUGUUACGUCUGCUUCAACUAAUAGUCUCACGCAUUUCAGGUUAUCGAUGUCCUGCACCCAGGGAGGGCCAAUGUCUCCAAGGUGGGUUCGCCUCUCUGGCAGAAGCAGUAAAUCCUGGAUAGAUGUGUCAUUCGUAAAUCACUAUUGUUUCCGGCAUAUGCUGAUAGUAUUUAAAAAAAUUGGGGUGAUAAUGCAGGUGGAGUUGAAGGAGAAGCUUGCGAGGGUGUACGACGUCAAGGACCAGAGCGCAAUCUUCGUGUUUAAGUUCCGCACACACUUCGGAGGCGGAAAGUCCACUGGAUUCGGCUUGAUUUAUGAUUCAGUUGAACAGGCGAAGAAGUUCGAGCCGAAGUACAGGCUGAUCAGGGUACUUAUUGCAUCAGUAUCCUUGGGAUCGCAUUCCAAUUUCUAAAGCUUUAUUCUCGUAUUAUCGUCGCUUUUGUCUUCUCUAUUCUCAUAUCUGCUACUAUGCAUCAGACGGUUUAGAGCCAGCGGAACUUGACAAUUAUCUAUUGUAUAUUUUCCUACGUUCUGAUGUGAUCUUCUGUUGGAAGUCCAAGUUAGUUUUUUGUGUAUAUAUGUGGUUUUGGAAAUGGACUUAUUGCAUUGAAAUCUAUUUUGAUAUUAGAAUAUUGUUUGCUGGGAAAUGUAAUUUCCAACAUUAGCCUUUUGUUUGUGAUGUAAAUGCUCGGAAUUGAUUAUCUCCCAACAAGAGAUAAUUAAGUGCUCACUUCUUUCUUCUCUACUUGUUGAACAUAACCCCAUUCACUGAUCUUUGAACUCAGUAUUCACUUGCCCGCGACAAUCCUCCUCGUCAUUUGGAAAACCAUAAAAAAGCUGCUCGUUAAUCUAAUCGUCUGCAGGAAUUGAACUUGGAUGGUUUUUCGACUGUAUUUUUGAAUUUUAGAAAAAUGACCCAUUCGGACGAGCUUUUACAGGUGUAAUGCGCGCUUUAAUUUUACGUAUAUUUCUUAUGUCCCGUUCCUAUCUUUUGGAGGAUACCUGCACGUAAUUUAUUCGAGUCUUGAUGAUUCCUACAGGCUUCGCAUCGCCCCCCCUUCCGCAUGUCCUGAUUCUUUCUCUGUCCCAGUAUACAUCUGUAUAUAUCAUGUGCACUUGCACAUGUAAUUCUUCUUAAUUUCCUUCGAAGACAUGAUUUUCACCUAGCUGCCCAUUCUUUAAAUGCUUCUUCCCAUAUGUGAGAAGAAAAUCUUCAAUAAGAUGAGAUCAGACUAGAGGACAAGUGGCGCCAUGGUCUUUAUUUAAAUUGAAUAUCGUCUUAUUUCCUGUUGCCACCUGACGAGAGUAUCCCACUUUUGGCUUCCAUGAUCUUGGUGCUCAUGCUACCUUGUUUUCUUGUUUCCUCUGUUGCUUACUAAUGAUUCUCAAUAAACCAGAUUUCGCAUGCCAAGACAGCGUGUUUAGUUCUAAUGGUAGCUCUCGAAUUGCUGUUAUUUUGUUGAGACGAUGGUUCCUUAUGCUGGCCGAUUCUCAUUCCCUACCCAGAAUUUUAACACGACAUUCACAAGAUUGUCCCUUUCAUAAUCCUUUUUUUUUCUUUUCAUGGGUUCUAUGCAUUUAUGUAGCAUCUGAUGUAUUCAUCUAGUGAAUAUCCUCACAAUUCGAUUGGCGUCGCUUCUCUUUACUGUUUUGUUUGUAUUUUAGACAUGGGUUUUCUAUUCUUGGCUGGCUUUCUGACGAGGGAUUGGUAUUCGUCAGAAUGGUCUUGCAACCAAAGUCGAGAAAUCCAGGAAGCAGGUCAAGGAGAGGAAGAACAGAGCGAAGAAAAUCCGAGGGGUCAAGAAGGUAGCGCUUACAUUUCAUAUUUUCUUACGCAUGAUUUUAUAUCUUCUGCGGUGUGGCAUAUGCGCGUAUGUGCUUACAUGUUGUUGCCGCUCAUUGUUCAGAUGAAGGCCGGAGACGCCGCCAAGGGUGGGAAGAAGAAAUAA